CAAUCUAAUUUAAGAGUUACGCCCCUUGAUGAUUUCACGUGCAGGGUUACCUGAAAUGAUAUCCAAUAAUCCACCUAACUUCAGAAAAUAAUACAGCAGGGAACAACAUGGCAAAUAUUCUGAGUGGAAAGGAUGUUUCAGAGGAAAUAAGAACUAAACUCAAGGCUGAUAUUGAAAGUUACAAGAAAAACAAACCCAGUUUUCUGCCAGGACUAGCCAUUGUACAGGUGGGGGAUCGAGAAGAUUCAAAUGUGUACAUUAAGCAGAAGCUCAAAAAUGCAGAAACGGUUGGAGUUAAAGCCACCCAUGUCAAACUACCACAGACAGCCACACAGACAGAGGUUCUUCAAACAGUAGAAAGGUUAAACAAUGAUUCCAGUGUACAUGGAAUUAUUGUUCAGUUACCCCUGGAUUCUGUAAAUGAAAUAGAUUCACAUUUGGUGACCAAUGCCAUUAAACCAGAGAAAGAUGUUGAUGGACUACAUGAAUCCAAUGCUGGAAAACUGGCCAGAGGUGACCUUGAGGAAUGUAUAUUUCCCUGUACUCCAAGGGGAUGUCUAGAGCUUAUUAAAAAAUCUAGUGUUUCGGUGGUGGGUAAGACGGCCGUGGUUCUGGGGCGCAGUAAGAUUGUGGGGUCACCUAUGGCGGACCUCUUAAAGUGGAAUCAUGCUACUGUGACAGUGUGCCACUCCAAGACACAGAAUCUGCCAGAUAUUGUGAAAACAGCAGACAUUUUAGUGGUUGCCAUAGGGAAAGCAGAGUUUGUGAAAGGGGAUUGGGUGAAACCGGGUGCUGUUGUCAUAGAUUGCGGCAUCAACUCCAUUCCAGAUGACACAAAGAAGUCUGGGAAGCGUUUGGUGGGGGAUGUGGCCUUUGAGGAGGUUAAGGGUGUGGCCUCCUGGAUCACCCCUGUCCCCGGGGGUGUGGGGCCAAUGACGGUGGCCAUGUUACUCCAGAACACUUUUGAGCAGGCUAAGAGAAUGGUGGAAAAAUCUGGGGGUAGUGGAAUGUGGAAUCUACAGUUGCUGCCCCUGAACUGCAAAACUCCAGUUCCAAGUGACCUUGAAGUUGCCCAGUCACAGACACCAAAGAAUGUGGAACUGAUAGCCCAGGAGAUUGCCCUUCUCCCAGAAGAGGUGGACUUGUAUGGAAAGAAGAAAGCCAAAGUUUCACUGGAUGUCCUCAAAAGGCUGCAGGGACAGAAAGAUGGCAGAUACAUUGUUGUUACAGGUAUAACUCCAACACCACUUGGUGAGGGCAAAAGUACCACAACCAUUGGUCUGGCUCAGGCAUUAGGAGCUGCACUGAGGAAGAAUGUGUUUGCUUGUGUCAGACAGCCUUCUCAGGGUCCAACAUUUGGCAUUAAAGGUGGCGCUGCAGGUGGGGGUUAUUCACAGGUCAUUCCAAUGGAGGAGUUCAACCUGCAUCUGACAGGAGACAUCCAUGCCAUCACAGCAGCCAAUAAUCUAUUGGCCGCUCAGAUUGAGGCUCGUAUGUUCCAUGAAAGUACACAGAAAGAUGAGGACUUGUAUCGCAGACUUGUUCCCGACAAUAAAGGAAAACGUGCCUUCUCCAAAAUUCAGUUUUCUAGACUAAAGAAACUUGGAAUUUCCAAAACAGACCCUAAUGAACUAACCCCAGAAGAAAUUAACAAGUUUGUCCGUCUUGACCUUGACCCAACCACCAUCACUUGGCAGAGAGUGAUGGAUACAAAUGACAGGUUCCUGAGAAAAAUAACAGUUGGUCAAGGACCACAAGAGAAAGGCCACACCAGAGAGUGCCAGUUUGAUAUCACUGUAGCCAGUGAAAUCAUGGCAAUUCUAGCACUGACAACAGGACUACAAGAUAUGAGAGAGAGGCUGGGGCAAAUGGUGGUAGGAACCAGUAAAGCAGGGGUACCAGUCACAGCAGAUGAUUUG
Messenger RNA from Saccostrea cuccullata (small rock oyster), 1919 nucleotides. Its product is annotated as C-1-tetrahydrofolate synthase, cytoplasmic-like. The transcript has 16 exons. The annotation marks the transcript as partial. The record is from RefSeq and is a predicted model, not a curated record. NCBI's taxonomy places the organism in Eukaryota, Metazoa, Mollusca, Bivalvia, Ostreida, Ostreidae. Gene Ontology annotation, biological process: tetrahydrofolate interconversion. Gene Ontology annotation, cellular component: cytosol. Gene Ontology annotation, molecular function: methenyltetrahydrofolate cyclohydrolase activity; methylenetetrahydrofolate dehydrogenase (NADP+) activity; ATP binding.